This is a messenger RNA of Nematostella vectensis (starlet sea anemone), 1607 nucleotides long. RefSeq lists its product as uncharacterized. Lineage: Eukaryota; Metazoa; Cnidaria; Anthozoa; Actiniaria; Edwardsiidae. The coding region runs from base 198 to 1004 and encodes 268 amino acids. The record is from RefSeq and is a predicted model, not a curated record. The transcript has a single exon.
UUCUAUAACAGAACCUGAACAAGUCGAAAAAUUUGGACAUCCCUUUCGAGAAGUACAAUAGAUUUGAUCUUGAAUCGCUGACGGACGACGAGUGUUUGAGUGAGUUUCGCUUCAUUAAAAAUGAUUUAUAUCGCCUUAAUGAAGCGCUUAACUUCCCGGACCAAAUAACAUGUCCGAACCAUCUUACUGUGGAUGGAAUGGAAGCCCUGUGCAUGACUCUUAGACGAUUCGCAUAUCCCUGUAGAUACGAAGACCUUGUCCCUCGAUUCGCCCGAGCUGUUCCGCAAAUAUCUAUGGUCGUAAACGAAGCGGUCAGCUACAUUUACACCAACUACAGGUACCUCCUAUCAAGUUUCAACCAAGCUUGGCUCUCCCCGGCACACCUGGAAGAUUAUGCUAGGCUCGUCGUGGCAUUGAAGGGAGCUGCACUCGGUAACUGCUGGGGGCUCAUCGAUGGAACGUUGAGACCAAUUUGCAGGCCUGGGCUUCACCAGAGGACCAUGUAUAAUGGCCACAAGCGGGUCCACGCAAUCAAAUUUCAGAGCUUUGUCGCGCCUAAUGGUUUGAUUGCCAACCUUUUCGGUCCCAUUGAAGGUAAACGACACGACAGUGCCAUGCUACAUGAGUCGGGCUUGCUGCCGCUGUUAGAAAGGCAUGCUAUCAACACGGCUGGGCAGCCACUCUGCCUUUAUGGGGACCCCGCCUACCCGUUGAGGGCCCAAAUGAAGUGCCCAUUCAGAGGAAGAAACCUGCAAGCCCAACAGGAGCUAUUUAACCUCUCCAUGAGCAAAGUUCGCACUGCAGUUGAAUGGGUUUUUAAUGACAUAUCAACUUACUUUGCAUAUCUAGAUUUUAAGAAAGACUUGAAGAUAGUGCUGAGCCCAGUUGGAAAAAUGUACAUUGUUUGUGCACUUUUAAGAAACGCCAACACUUGCCUAUAUGGCUCCUCCACAUCCCAGUUUUUCGGCCUGGACCCACCUGAUCUUGAGGUCUACUUCACAUGAAAAUACCCCUCUGUAACAGACCUGGUGAAUGAUUCCCAGGCAGGUUUUCCGUAAAAAGCUGUGAAUUUCCAAGUUUUUUUUAGAUAUAGAGGGGGGUCUCCUAUGCCAUCAGGUCAGAGUGAAAUUGUAUGAGGGAAACCUCUGCCAUGGAGAGUCUGAAAACUUAGCAGGUAACGGGGAGGCAAAAAGUCCACCAGGAAUUUUAAAAGUCCCCAGUCUGGUUUCACCAGGUCAGUAGCAUACCUGUCAACUCUCCAGGUUUUAACGUGAAAUCACCAGGUUUUUGGCAAAAAAUUGCAGAACCAAAAAAAAAAAUGUCUACGGACCAAGUCUCAAGGUUUCUGAUCACAUUGGAUUGACACGUAUGAAGUGGUAGGGGGUGUAUGAAAGCAAUUUGGCCUUUUAGCCAAGCUAUUUUUCUUAGUGUAUUUUUGUCAUGGAGGAGAUUUUUACAUAAUUAUCGUUUGCUUAAAAGUUGAGAAAAAAGAGACAUUUGAGUAUUAAUUAGUUGUUUCAGUAAUUUAAACAAAUCCACUAUUAUUUUACUUCAAAAUGUUGUUCAAAUGAUCAUUCUAGAUUAGGGCUACCUACCCAGGAAGAGAG